AUGAUCAAAAUCGAGCGAGGGCUUGAUGAUUCGCUAUCUAACCUCGAACAAUUUGUUAGCGGCUUCGACAAAAACCGAGAUCAAUCGAAAAUCAGUUCGCGUCUGGAUCGGUUGGAAGGUUUAUUUAGCGAGUUUCGAACCAAUCGAGCUAAAAUAGAAUCGCGACAAGAGCAAGACUUGGAUUUAAAGAGUGAUGCAUCCGAUCCAAAAGAGAAGCAAGUGAAACUGGACGUCGAUGCUGCGAAUAAAUCCAACCGUUUGAGUUUUGAGAAUAGGUAUUUCGACUUAAAAGACUUUCUGCUGUCUCACCUAGCCAAACCGACUGCUAUAGCUGCUCCCUCUCCCGUAUCCUUGCCCUGCCAACCGUUAGCAUCUCGAAUCCACCUCCCAGUUUUCAAAAUCCCUUCUUUUGAUGGCAGUGUAAAGGAUUGGCUUAGUUUUCGUGAUGCUUUCCAGAGCAUGAUCGAUAAGGAACCGUCGCUAACCGCUUUCGACAAGUUUAAUUAUCUGUUAACCGUGCUUACUAAGGAUGCCAGGACGUUAGUAGAAUCGAUAGAGGUAACCGCCGCGAAUUACGAAGUGGCUUGGUCGAUGCUGCAGGAGCGGUUUGAAAACAAAAAGAUAAUCGCCCGCACAUUGAUUGACGGUUUUCUGGAAGCGGAACCGAUGAGAAAAGAGUCUUUCGACGCCUUAGUUCACCUCAUCGACUCUUUUGAACGCAAUUUACUUCAGUUGAAAAAGCUUGGUUUGCAUCCUGAAGAAUGGUCUCAUCUUCUCGCUCAUUUGUUAUACAGACGACUUGACUCAGACACUCAGCGACAUUGGGAACGCACACACAAGAGCCGUGAGGUGCCGAGGUAUGAAGAGUUGUUAAAAUUUUUACGUGAACAUCUCGCUACCCUUCAACCACUUUCCGAAUCGAAACAGCGCAAUCGCGAUCAUCGUCAUGAAACGGUGAAACCUCCGUCGAGACCGAGAAUUGAAUCAACUCUUACAACAACUGCAGUAACAAAUAAGCCGUGCCCUUUCUGCCAAAAACCGUCCCAUUCUCCCUUUAAAUGCGAUUCCUUUCAAAAAUUGAAUCCCAACCAAAGGCUUGAAACAGUUAAGCGAAUGGGUCUUUGCAUAAAUUGCCUCUCCUCUUCCCACAUGGUACGGGCGUGUUCUAGCUCAGCAUGUCGCGUGUGUGGUAACAAGCAUCAUACCAUGCUACACAUUCGACCGUCGAAUAAUUCUCAAGCUCAAAGGCAUGAGUCAAACCAGACGCAGACAACCGUUACACCCCCGAAUCGUGCCACUGACGCUACAAACUGUAUCGAGUCUCCACCACAAUCGCAAACUUUCGCUACGUCGCAAAUGUUGUUGAAGCCUAUGCAACCCAAAUUAUCCCCAAGCCGCAGCGCUGUAUUUCUUUCGACGGCAGUUGUUAAAUUGGCAGACUACAAGGGAAACACUCUUUUGGCUCGAAUUCUUUUAGAUUGCUGUUCAGAACGAAAUUUGAUAAGUGAACAACUCGCUCAAAAAUUGAUGCUUCGUAGACAGGACGAUCCACUUUCGUUUCAAGGUGUUAGUUCAACUCCUGCCAAAUCCAAACAGUCUGCAAUGGUUAAGGUGUUAUCUCGCUGCUCUGAUUACUGUACUGAUUUACGAUUCCACAUCCUUCCUGAAUUUAAACCAAUCAUCCCAUCGAACCGUGUUCCAGUCUCGACCUGGGAAAUACCAUCAUCUCUGUGCUUAGCCGAUCCGCACUUUUAUGAGCCACAUCGAAUUGAUGCAAUCAUUGGAGCUGAGGUGUAUUACCAUUUAUUGCUAGGCGGUUUUGUGACACUAGGAGUGAGUAUGCCGAUUCUGAAAGAGACCGUUUUUGGCUGGAUUGUGUCGGGAAAAUGUGACACCACUCCGGAUCAGCAAACCGCGUUGACAAUGGUUUGCAGCAACGCCGAACUCGAACACCAACUUACUGGCUUUUGGGAGCUCGAAUCGUGCUAUUCUGAAAAUGCUCUUUCGAUAGAGGAACGUUCAUGUGAAGCGCAUUUCUCUAACACAACCUUUCGUGAUUCCUCUGGACGUUUUGUUGUUUCACACCCGAAAAAGGAAACAAUUCUCGCUCAGCUCGGUGACUCGUAUGCAAUAGCACUUCGCCGAUACUUGUCUUUGGAACGUCGUUUGCAAGCAAAACCAUUGCUGAAAGAGGCAUAUGCAUCAUUUAUCAGGGAGUAUGAACUGCUUGGACAUAUGUCGCCUGUAGAUCCAACCAAGGAUAGUCUUCUCCAAACCAAUCCAUACUACAUGCCCCACCACUGUAUUGAAAGGCCAGACAGUGCAACCACGAAACUUCGAGUGGUUUUCGACGCAACUUGCGCUACUGACACAGGAUUAUCACUAAAUGAUGCUCUAAUGGUUGGUCACAACGAACAAGACAAUCUAUACAGCAUCAUUCUUCGCUUUCGUCGCCAUCGGUAUGCCGUCGUAGCCGAUUUAGAAAAAAUGUACCGGCAGGUGUUAGUACAUCCUUCAGACCGUCACCUGCAACGUAUCCUCUGGCGUGAUUCUCCUACCGACCCAAUUCAGUGUUACGAACUUUUAACCGUUACAUACGGCACCGCGUCAGCGCCAUUUCUGGCAACGCGUUGUCUGCAACAGUUAGCAACAGAAGGGAAAUCGACCCACUCAAGGGCUGCUAAAGCUUUGUUGAAGAAUUUCUAUAUAGACGAUCUACUUGGCGGUACCGAUACAGAGGAAGAAGGAACGGAGCUUUGCAGUCAACUUAUUUCACUUCUGCAAUCGGCAGGAUUCAACUUGCACAAAUGGGCUUCCAAUAACCCAAACAUAAUUAAAAAUAUUCCUGCUGAGCUCCGAGAAAACCGCGACGUAUUAGAAAUUGAUUCUUCGUCAUCUCCAGUAAAAACCCAUGGUCUUUUGUGGCAACCGUUCGAAGAUGUCUUUCGUUUUAAGGUACCGGAGUGGCCGGAAAGGAGCGCAAUCACAAAGCGCUCAGUACUGUCGGAUGCUGCCAGAUUGUUCGACCCGUUAGGGUUGUUGGGCCCAACUGUGUUGAUAUCGAAACUUUUUAUGCAACGAUUAUGGGCUUUGAAACUUGCGUGGGAUGUUCCAUUGGAUGAACCCUUACAAAGGUCCUGGAAAGAGUUCUGCGAGGACCUAGAGAUUCUACGUACCUUUUCCGUACCACGAUGGGCAGCUCCUUGUAUCAGUGAAACAAACUUAGAACUACAUGGGUUCUGUGACGCAUCGGAACGCGCAUACGGUGCGUGUCUCUUCUUACGUACAGUAACUGCCACCGGAACGAUUACCGUUCACCUCCUGACCGCUAAAUCAAAGGUAGCUCCCUUAAACUCUGGGAAGAAACGACAAAUCUCCUUACCAAAACUGGAAUUAGCAGCAGCUCUUUUAUUAAGCCACUUAUACGAAAGGGUACAAGAAGCAUUACAAGUGUCCGGUCGAUCGUAUUUUUGGACAGAUUCAAUGAUUGUCGUCCAUUGGCUGGCGGCAACACCAAGUCGAUGGAAGAAAUUUGUAGCAAACCAGGUUGCAGAAAUCCAGCAUAUCACGGCAGCUGGCACAUGGGGACACGUAGCGGGAACCGAAAACCCAGGGACGGCGAUUUCACGCGGAAUGCCAGCCUCUCAACUCGUCGAAUACAAUCCCUGGUGGCAUGGGCCUGCUUGGUUAAGCCAAUCCUGCAGGUUUUGGCCUACUCUACUCAGAACUCCCGACGAUCUCUUCGAAGCAGACCACUUGGAGGAAAAGGUCGUUACUUCGUUACCUGUUGUUGACACCAGUAGUAUUUUCGGUAUUAAAUCGUCCUUUACUGAACUCAUACGCAUGGUUGCCUACAUACGAAGAUUCUCUUACAAUUCGAAAAAAGGGAACAGAAACCUAAGAAUAACUGGACCCUUAUCCACAAGCGAACUUGAAGCAUCUUUACGGAACCUUGUUCAAUUAUCACAGCAGGAAUCUUUUCCGGAUGAAAUACGGUCAAUUCAAACAAAUGGCCAAGUUAAAUCUACGUCCAAGAUAAAGGCAUUAUCACCAAUCCUUGUGAAUGAUAUUCUACGUGUGCGCGGUCGCUUGCGCAACGCCUUAGUUUCGUAUGAUCAGAAACAACCGAUGAUUUUAGACAGUAAGCAUCCUUUAACACUUCUCAUUGCGAGACAUUAUCACAUCAAUUUGUUACAUGCUGGGCCGCAGCUCUUAAUGUCAGCACUGCGUCAAAGAUUUUGGCCAAUUCGACUUCGCAAUCUUGCUCGAAAUGUAGUGCAUCAAUGCAUCACUUGCUUUCGAUGCAAACCCACCGUAUCAGACCAACUUAUGGCAGAUCUUCCGCCAGCUCGUGUGUCUCCUACACUUCCAUUCCUGAAUGCAGGUGUGGAUUUCUGUGGCCCCUUCCAUUUGAAGCCACCUCAUCGAAAGGCUGCCCCACAAAAAUGCUAUGUAGCAGUAUUCGUCUGCAUGUCAACGAAGGCCGUACACUUAGAGCUCGUCAGCGAUCUUUCGACUGAUUCGUUUCUCGCAUCACUGAAACGAUUUACGGCAAGGCGUGGGAUUCCAAAAUCCAUUUUCAGCGACAACGCCACCAACUUUGUCGGUACUCAUCGCAUUUUGAACGAAUUUGCCCAACUGUUCCGUUCACAACAAAUUCGAGUGCAUGUAGCUAACCAGUGCUCGAAUCAGGGCAUUCAGUUCCAGUUCAUACCACCAAGAUCACCUCAUUUCGGAGGACUGUGGGAGGCUGCUGUAAAGUCUCUCAAAACCCAUCUCUACCGAACCCUCAAGACUGCACUCGUAACAACCGAGCAAAUGCUGACGCUUCUGAGUCAAGUGGAAGCUUGUUUAAACUCCAGACCGUUGACGCCUAUGAGUAAUCAUCCCGAUGAUAUGGACGUUUUGACACCUGGCCACUUAUUGGUACACCGCCCUCUAACAGCCAUCCCGGAACCAUCAUAUGAGGAAAUACCAGCUAAUCGAUUGUCACAGUGGCAAACCAUUCAAGAAUAUCUGCGUCGCCUGUGGAAACGUUGGUCCACCGAAUAUCUCUCUGGUCUUCAACAAAGAACGCGGUGGACCCAUGAACGAGAUAAUAUCCGAAUUGGAACGAUGGUGUUACUGCGAGAAGACAAUAUGCCACCCAUGAAGUGGAGAUUCGGUCGAGUGCUAGAAGUUUUUCCUGGAAGGGACGGCCACAUUAGAGUCAUCAAAGUUCAGACCAAGGACGGCAUCUAUCUACGAGCAAUCACUCGAGUAUGUGUUUUGCCUAUACAGGACAACCCCCCAGCGACGUUCCAGUAG
This is a messenger RNA of Wyeomyia smithii (pitcher-plant mosquito), 5307 nucleotides long. RefSeq lists its product as uncharacterized. Gene Ontology annotation, molecular function: nucleic acid binding. The transcript has a single exon. Gene Ontology annotation, biological process: DNA integration. Bases 1 to 5307 code for a protein of 1768 amino acids. Lineage: Eukaryota; Metazoa; Arthropoda; Insecta; Diptera; Culicidae. The record is from RefSeq and is a predicted model, not a curated record.